Laetiporus sulphureus 93-53 is the source of this 726-nucleotide messenger RNA. RefSeq names its product 40S ribosomal protein S6. Gene Ontology annotation, cellular component: ribosome. The coding region runs from base 1 to 726 and encodes 241 amino acids. NCBI's taxonomy places the organism in Eukaryota, Fungi, Basidiomycota, Agaricomycetes, Polyporales, Laetiporaceae. The record is from RefSeq and is a predicted model, not a curated record. The transcript is spliced from 6 exons. Gene Ontology annotation, biological process: translation. Gene Ontology annotation, molecular function: structural constituent of ribosome.
AUGAAACUUAACAUCGCCAACCCCGCGACCGGGGAGCAAAAGACCAUUGAUUUUGACGAGGAGAGGAAAUACCGCAUCUUCUACGAGAAGAAGAUUUCCCAAGAAGUCCCCGGUGACAUCCUUGGCGACGAGUGGAAGGGUUACGUCUUCCGUAUCACUGGCGGCAACGAUAAGCAGGGCUUCCCGAUGAAGCAGGGUGUCCUCGUCCCCCACCGUGUCCGCCUCCUUCUGUCCGAUGGCCACUCGUGCUACCGCCCCCGCCGCACUGGUGAGCGCAAGCGCAAGUCUGUGCGCGGUUGCAUCGUCGGCCCCGACAUUGCCGUUCUCUCCCUCGUCAUCAUCAAGCAGGGCGAGAACGAGAUCCCCGGUCUCACAGACUCCGUGCUCCCGAAGCGUCUUGGUCCCAAGCGUGCGACCAAGAUUCGCAAAUUCUUCAACCUGUCGAAGGAGGAUGAUGUGAGGAAGUACGUCGUCAGGCGAGAGGUGAAGAGCCAGAAGAAGGAGAAUGCGAGACCUUACACCAAGGCUCCCAAGAUUCAGCGACUGGUCACGCCCAUCCGUCUCCAGCGCCGCCGUCAUCUCCGUUCGCUCCAGCGCCGCCGCAUCGAGCGCCAGAAAGAGCAGAAGACAGAAUACGACGUUCUCAUGCAGAAGCGCAUUGCCGAGAAGAAGGAGAAGGCAGCUGCCGCCAAGGCAUCACACAAGAAGGCUGCCGCCACUGCUUAA